Molecule: messenger RNA, 1752 nt
Organism: Rotaria sp. Silwood2
Lineage: Eukaryota; Metazoa; Rotifera; Eurotatoria; Philodinida; Philodinidae
Source: the annotation of a GenBank genome assembly
AUGAUGCUGCUUUGUUUAUCUACUCAAUACAGCCAUAGUAAAAAAAAGUCAUUUAAAUUAAAGAAGUCCGAAUCGCUUCGUCGGUAUAGUCAUGAAGAUAUUCUUCAUAGUCCAAGUCAUCGUCGUAAUAAUUCAGCUAAUUCUGUCGAUGUUUUUAAUUUAAUUGUUCCAACAAAUUCUGAUUCAGUAUUAUCACAAUUAACAUGUCCUAUAUGCUCAUUACCAAUGAUAAAUCCAACUGUAUUACCAUGUCAACAUACAUUUUGUUUUCAAUGUAUAAAAAAUAAUCAAGAAGCUCGUUCAAAUUCAUUACCAAUGCAUUCCAAUAAUUGUUUAUUAUCAAAUACAGAUAAAAAAGCAGUAAUAAUAUGUCAAAAAUGUUCACGUACACAUCUUUUAAAAUCUAUAUCAGAUUUAGAAGAAAAUCAUUCACUACAAUUAUUAAUAAAUACACUUUUAUGUGAUCAAUGUCAUCAAUUAGAUUUAUCAAAACAACUUGAUACAUGUUCUACUUGUUAUCGUGUAUUUUGUAUAAAUUGUUAUCAAGAACAUGUUCAAAGUCAUGGACAUGAUUCAAUAACAAAUAAAAAUCUUUAUCGAAUUGAAUCUACGGAUGAAACAGUCAAUAUAAGUAUAGCAUUAAAUUCAAAUUCAAAUGAUCAAUCUUCAAACAGUCAAAUAUUUAAACCACGAUCAUUUAAUAAUGAAAAAAAGUUAGCAACUGAAUUAACGAAACCAAUUGUAGUCAAAGAAAAUAAUGAAGAUGAAAAUACCGAUUCAUCAGAAACAAAUAAUACAAAGAAAAAAUCGAAGAUUAUUAGUAUGAUGAUGAGUCCUUCUCGACGUCGUCGAUCAACUAAUGUAUCUAAUAAAGAUUUUAUAACAAAAACUUCUUCAUCAUCUAUUACGAAACAAUCAUUUUCAAAGAAAUUUUUUCCUCAAAAAAAAUUACGUAUCAAUACAAAUAUGGAAGAAACAUCAACAACUGAAUCUAUACAAACAACAAUACCCAUUACACCUGUUCGUCGAUUUUUAAAUCUUACUGAUCAAUAUACAUAUACUGUUCAACAUAUCAAACAAUGUAAACAAAGACAAACAGAAUUACAUCGAACUGUUGAAAAACUUAUUGAAGUAUUAACAACAAAAACAAAUGAAAGUAUUUACCAAAUAUCACAAUAUUGGAUUCAUUUAAAACAAACAUUAUUAGACCGAUUCAACUCAAAAACUAAUCGACUAUUAUUAUUUGAUUAUUUAUUAAAAAGUUGUUGUUCGAGUUUAGAUUCUCGAAAACAAAUCGAUUUAUAUGUUGAAAAAAAUCAUGAAAUUAAAGAAGCACUUGAACAUCUAUCGACAACAUUAAUCAUUGUUACUAAUCAACAGUCUCUAAUAACCGUAAGUCAACUAUUUGAUCAUGAAGAACAAGGAGCAAUACGUACAUUAAAACGACAACUUGAAUCAUUACUAUCAUCAUAUGCUGAUACACUUUCAUUAAUUAACGAAUGUAUUAACGUAUAUGAGUCUCGUUUUGCUACAUGGAAAGAGCCUAAUCCAAAUUAUUUAGAUUCAAUAAUUGAUGGUUGGACACAAAUUAUCAAAGAGGAUUAUCCACCACUAAUAGAAAAAAUAUCCAAUGAUUUUAUAACAACAAUACCACAAUUAGAAAAAACUCUUUUACAAAUGCUUUAUAAUGUGGAACAACGUUUGCUAAAUAUCAAUAAUCAAAAAAACAAUCGAAGGACUAAUGUUUCUUAA